AUGGGGGCAGGAAACCAGACAGGAGUAUCACAGUUCCUCCUCCUGGGCCUCUCAGAUGAUCCAGAACUGCAGCCCCUUCUCUUUGGAGUGUUCCUGUCCAUGUUCCUGGUUGCCAUGCUGGGGAACCUGCUCAUCAUCCUGGCCAUCAGCACUGACUCCCACCUCCACACCCCCAUGUACUUCUUCCUCUCCCACCUGUCCUUUGUUGACAUCUGCUUUGUCUCCACCACUGUCCCGAGGAUGCUAGUGAAUAUUCAGACACAGAGAAAAGACAUCUCCUACAUAGGCUGCUUCACUCAGGUGUAUUUCUUUAUGGUUUUUGCUGAAAUGGACAAUUUCCUCCUGACCGUGAUUGCCUAUGACCGGUUUGUGGCCAUCUGCCAAUCCCUGAAAUACAUGGUCAUCAUGAACCCCCACUUCUGUGGUCUCCUGGUUCUCACGUGUUGGCUUAUCAUUUUAUUCAACUCCCUGUUUCAUGUGCUACUGAUGAUGCGGCUGACUUUCUGUAUUGGAACUGAAAUACCACAUUUCUUCUGUGAACUGACUCAGACUCUCAAUGCAGCCUGCUCGGACACCCUCAUCAAUAACAUCUGCUUGUAUGUGGCGACUGUCCUGCUGUGUAUGUUUCCUCUGACUGGGAUCCUCUAUUCUUACUCUCAGAUUGUCUCCUCCUUUUUGAAGAUGGCCUCCACUGAGGGCAAGUAUAAAGCGUUUUCCACCUGCGUGUCUCACCUCACUGUGGUCUCCUUGUUCUAUGGGACAGGCCUGGGGGUUUACCUCACUUCUGCUGUGACCCACUCUUCACAGAGAUGCUCCAUUGCCUCAGUGAUGUACACUGUAGUCACUCUGAUGCUGAACCCCUUCAUCUACAGCCUGAGGAACAAGGAUGUGAAAGGGGCCCUGGCCAGGCUCCUGAGUCUAGGCGCCCCCUGUCUGUGA
Molecule: messenger RNA, 939 nt
Organism: Cervus elaphus (red deer)
Lineage: Eukaryota; Metazoa; Chordata; Mammalia; Artiodactyla; Cervidae
Product: olfactory receptor 7D4-like
Exons: 1
Coding region: 1-939 (312 amino acids)
Biological process (GO): G protein-coupled receptor signaling pathway
Cellular component (GO): membrane
Molecular function (GO): G protein-coupled receptor activity; olfactory receptor activity
Source: RefSeq, a predicted model, not a curated record